This is a messenger RNA of Moneuplotes crassus, 1149 nucleotides long. NCBI's taxonomy places the organism in Eukaryota, Ciliophora, Spirotrichea, Euplotida, Euplotidae. The record is from the annotation of a GenBank genome assembly.
CCCAUCUCCUACUUUAUAAAUGGAAUAUACAUCAAAGAGAGCUGUCCCCGAAAUCCAUAAUCCCUUAAUCCAAAGGAUCGAGUUACUUUUCGAACUAAAGACUGGUAACAAACAAAAAGCAAUGGAAAUAAUUUAAUAAAAUUAAGAAGACAGGCAAGAAGUCCAAGAAGAGACGCAAGAAGAAUCGUCAUUCCAAGUCUGUGGAAGAAAUGCUUGGGCUACCCAAACAGUUCGAUUCGAGGAUGACCACUCCUGAUCGUAUCAAACAAGGGAGAAGGGUCUUCAGAGUACCAAAGAAGAGUGAGAAAGCUCUUAAGAAGUUUCAGAAAAAGAACAAGAAGAACAUUGAUAACUCUAUCAAGUUCCCUGAUAUUAAUAAGAAGUUUGAUGAUAAAAGGCUUAAUUUGAUAGAGCCACGCUUUAAUUACAGCCAUAUGAGGCAUCAUCUGGAUGGCAUAAUUGUGGACACGAAACGAAGCCACAAGAUUUGUAAGCAUUAUGGGCUGCAAAAGAAAAGCUCUGUUCCUAAUUUUAAUCACUCAUUGCUAAAACAUGCUGAUGACUCUGGAAUCAUGAGUAAGAGAAAUAGCAAGGAUAUUGGCAAGUCUAACUUGCUGACUGAAAGAUUUGGGCAGAAGAAGAAAGGUCCCCAACUUGAUCAGCCAAGGCUCGAGGAUUAUUUUGAGUAUCUCUCAGGCAGCGUCUCUAGUAUGUUGUCCAAAGCAGAUGAGAAGAACAAGAAAAAUGCAGAUAUUGAGUUCAAGGACUACAAUUAUGGACCUCAGAGUGACAUUAGCAAAUAUAUCAAAAUGAAGGAUGAGAACGAUGAGAUGAUCAAGGUUGAAAUCAAGAAUGUGGCCCAACCCACAGAUCUUGACAUUGACCAAGGCAUUUUCGACCAAGGCUAUUCCCAAGAAAGUCCUAGAGAAAGUGAAGAAUCUGUGAUUCGUGUCCAAAUUCCAUCAGAGAUUCAAUUGAAGGUGAAGGAAUAUCAAUUUGAUCCGGGAUUGGGUCCAUAUUCUGCAGCUCAGAAACAAGAUUUGUUGGAGAAGUUGUCUUUGAAGAAAGUUCUCGAAUUCAAGCCUAAUCCAAAGCCUUUUAAGUUUAAGUAGCUUGAUGGUUAUAAUCUUUGGAAAAUAUUUAACAUGA